GUCAUUAUCCAUUGUCCUAGUUCACCUGCUAGCGUCAAGAUCCUACAAGAUGAGCUACAUCGCCCGCCGCGGUCUCUCGACCUUGAUCCCUCCCAAGAUCGCUUCCCCCAACGCGAUCGGUGCUGCCAAGGAUGCUGCCCGCAUGGACCGUGUCGUGAACUUCUACGCCAGACUCCCCCGUGGUGCUGCCCCUGAAGUUAAGCCCACCGGCAUCAUCGGCCGUUACCAGGCUCGCUACUUCGGAAAGAACCCCUCCGCUGCUCCCCUCGCCCACGCCAUCGGUACCAUCCUGAUCCUGGGCUACAGCAUGGAGUACUACUUCCACCUCCGCCACCACAAGAACCACCCCCACUAAGCAGCUCGCUUUUUGGUUUCUGGGAGCGGGAGAUCCUGUGUAUAUACCACACACUCUACAAUGAAGACGAUGUAGAAGAAUCAAACUUGUACCACCUCUAAA
Aspergillus welwitschiae is the source of this 457-nucleotide messenger RNA. RefSeq names its product F1F0 ATP synthase subunit f. Lineage: Eukaryota; Fungi; Ascomycota; Eurotiomycetes; Eurotiales; Aspergillaceae. The record is from RefSeq and is a predicted model, not a curated record. Bases 50 to 355 code for a protein of 101 amino acids. The transcript is spliced from 6 exons. Gene Ontology annotation, biological process: proton motive force-driven ATP synthesis.